AUGGAAGCUAGCGGAGAAGAGGAAUUUAAGGAAUUUGUAGCAAGGAAUAAGAGGAAUGUUAAUUGAUUGCUUGAUAAGGAAAGAAAUGUGAGACUUAAGGCUUUGAAGGAAUUUGAUAAAAAUUUGUUGAAGGAGAAGAGUGAUGUGAUUUUGCAGAAAUUUUGGCAGAUACAUCUGCUCAAGCCGAUAGUUAAUAUUUAUAAUGACCCUAUUGAGAAGCUUAGAUGUCUUGGAAUCUCAAUUACUACUCAGAUACUGGAGAGACUUGACCUUGAUGAUGAAGCAGAGUUUAUUAUUCUAGGAAUUUGUGGAAGAAUGGGCAAGACUCCAUUCCCAGAGCCUUCUGAGGAAGUUCGAAUCGAAUUCCUAGAACUUCUCGAAGCUUGCCUCGAGAAAGCUCCAGGACAAUUCACUUCCAAGUUAACAGAAGUAAGUGUGAUGCUGUCCAAGAUCCUUCUGGAUAAUAAUCCAGAGAUGAAGAACAGAGCUUCCUCAUUCUGUGAAAACUUGUGAGAAAAGUUGAGUGACAAUAUCGGGCCAAAGUUGAAGAAAGUAGUUAUUUCCCUCACAGAGAAUCUAAAGCAUCAGCACUCUAAAGUGAGGAGAUCCUCACUUAAUGCUCUGAAGGUUGUCAUUGGUUGCAAAGGAGCAGAGGAGUUCCUUGAGGAAGCUCUUCCUCAGUUGAAGAUGACGAUCAAUGACAGACAUCAUGAUGUGAGAAGGGUCUGUGUAAGAGUGAUUGAUUACUGGCUGAAGAAUAUGGAUAUUAACGCAACUAAGAAGUUUCAGAAGGAUCUUCUUCUGUUCCUUUUGAAUGGGGUUUCUGAUGAGAUGGAGGAGAUAAGCGAGCAAGCAGUAUCAAUUCUUGAAAGACAUGGGACAGAUAUGAAGGAAGCGUUGGUAGCACUUGGAGAAGAAGAAGCUGAAGAGGAAAAGAAAGAUGUAGAAAUGGAGUUGGAAGGUUAG
Moneuplotes crassus is the source of this 966-nucleotide messenger RNA. NCBI's taxonomy places the organism in Eukaryota, Ciliophora, Spirotrichea, Euplotida, Euplotidae. The record is from the annotation of a GenBank genome assembly.